This is a messenger RNA of Portunus trituberculatus (swimming crab), 6124 nucleotides long. RefSeq names its product serine/threonine-protein kinase NLK2-like (gene nmo). Gene Ontology annotation, cellular component: cytoplasm; nucleus. The coding region runs from base 398 to 1915 and encodes 505 amino acids. Gene Ontology annotation, molecular function: MAP kinase activity; ATP binding. Lineage: Eukaryota; Metazoa; Arthropoda; Malacostraca; Decapoda; Portunidae. The transcript is spliced from 10 exons. The record is from RefSeq and is a predicted model, not a curated record. Gene Ontology annotation, biological process: protein phosphorylation; intracellular signal transduction.
CGCUCGCCAGUAAGUGAGAAGACUCUUGUGGGUGUGUGUUGUCGGGGCCCCUCUCUCCCAGGCAACAGCGUGGCAGGAUACAAAGGUUUUGUGUGGGUAUCGACUCGCCUUUAACCAACUGGUGCAAAAUCUGCUUCAGAUAGCAGAGUGGUCAGUAAGAGUGCGGAGUGGAUGAAGAGUGUUGGUUCCCGAGGAGGUGGAGUGUUUUUUGGGAGUGUAGUCAGCUGAGUGAGGUGCACGGCGGCUCGCGGGCCAGAUAGAGGCGCCAGGUGUAAAGCUGCUUGAGAAAUCCUCGUGAAGGUGCUCACUGUGGUCACUGCUCUCCAUGUGAGGCUGCCGUGCUGGGCCCUGGUGUGCACUGUGUUGGGCCGGCCAGCACGGGCGUGAGGCGGCGCCCAUGGCUCUCGUGGGCACUCGCUCCAGCAGUGGGCGGCAGCAUAUGAUGGCGGGCGUGGGGGAGCGAAGUGUGGGCGUAGUGCCCCCCACCCACAACGCCGCUAUCCUCGCAGCUGCUCAGCCCAACUAUUAUGCCCACUUGGACCCUCGGGGGGCCGCCCCCCAGCCAGGCACGGGCGUGGGGGCUAUCCACGCCCACCACCCUCACCACAGGACCAGCAGCACCUCCGCCCAGCAGCAGCAGCCUCAGCAGCAGUCAGGUGCGGGCGGCGUGGGCGGCCAGCAGCAGCAACAGCCUCACCAUGGACAAACAGCCACGCCCUCGCCCACCAACAGCAACGAGGUGACGCCCGAUAGACCCAUCGGCUACGGCGCCUUCGGAGUUGUCUGGGCGGUGACGGAUCCUCGGGACGGGCGGAGGGUGGCGCUGAAGAAGAUGCCCAAUGUGUUCCAGACCCUCGUGUCCAGCAAGAGGGUGUUCCGUGAGCUGAGGAUGCUGUGUUUCUUCAAGCACGAGAAUGUGUUGUCAGCGCUGGAUAUCCUGCAGCCGCCCCAUCUUGACUUCUUCCAGGAGAUUUACGUCAUUACGGAGCUGAUGCAGAGCGACCUCCACAAGAUCAUCGUAUCCCCACAGCACCUCUCCGCAGACCACGUCAAGGUGUUCCUCUACCAGAUCCUCAGAGGCCUCAAGUACCUACACUCCGCCCGGAUCAUCCACAGAGACAUCAAACCGGGCAACCUACUCGUCAACUCCAACUGCGUGCUGAAGAUCUGUGACUUCGGGCUGGCGCGGGUGGAGGAGCCUGACGAGAGUAAGCACAUGACGCAGGAGGUGGUGACGCAGUACUAUCGCGCCCCGGAGCUCUUGAUGGGGGCCCGCCACUACACGCAGGCCGUCGACGUGUGGUCUGUAGGCUGCAUCUUUGGGGAGUUGCUUGGACGACGCAUCCUCUUCCAAGCGCAGAGUCCCGUCCAGCAGCUGGAGAGAAUAACAGACCUCCUGGGCACCCCAAACCUGGAGGACAUGAAGUACGCCUGCGAGGGAGCCGUGACCCACAUGCUGCGCCGCCCCUCCAAGCCCCCUGCCCUGCCCGCCCUCUACACCCUCUCCAACCACGCCACCCACGAGGCCGUCCACUUACUCACUCAGAUGCUCGCCUUUGACCCUGACAAGCGGUUGACGGUGACAGAGGCGCUGGCUCACCCUUAUCUGGAUGAAGGGCGUCUCAGGUACCACUCCUGCAUGUGCAACUGCUGCGCCUCCACCUCCUGUGGCAGUCGCCAGUACACCCUGGACUUUGAGCCCACUGCGCCACACGCCUUUGACGACACCUGGGAGAAUGAGCUGCGGUCCAUGUCCCAGGUGAAGGAUCGCCUGCACAGGUUCAUCAUGAGCCACCUGGCGCGGGACCGGGUGCCCCUCUGCAUCAAUCCAAUGUCUGCUGCGUACAAGAGCUUUGCUAGCUCCACGGUGGCCCACCCUUCGGAGCUUCCGCCGUCCCCGCACCAGUGGGAUUGACAGGACGCCAAGCACUAGGCCUCAAGGACUUGAUGAGUACAGUGUACAGGAAGGCACCUCGUGGAAGCUAACAAGAAGCAAGAAUGUGAAUGUGAGUGGAUAGAGACAAGGACUUGCUACUGUAAUGAUAUUGUAUAGAGAGAGAGAAAGGAGAAAGAGAGAUCCCAUGUGAGUGACUGACUUAAGAUAGUGGUUUGUAGUGUUGUAAACUUUAUCCUUGGCAUGCAGCUUGGCUGUUGGUGAGAUGAGUGAUACUUUUAUUCAGCUGAAUCAUUCAGAACUCUUACAUGUUCCAUGUCCUGGAAUAUGCUACAAGAGAACUUUGUAAAUCAGCAUGAAUUCAGAAGUGGUUAAAAGUAGAUGUGAAUGUUGAAGGCUUUCACUGGGGAGGCCAAGUGUGUGUGUGGACAGCAGCCAGAGGGUGUGAUGAGUAGCAAGGCUCCUGUGCCAGUUCCUUAGUCAAGAAAAAAAUCACUGCCAAGUACACUGAGGAAGAAAUGGCCAAUCCUGAUGGAGGUUGUGUCAGUUUCGAUCCUCAAAAUCAUGUUUUCAGGUAUAAGGAUCAAAGGUUUGUCUUCUGAUAACAACAGGAGACAACUGAGGCUUGCAAGGUGAGGAUGGGGAACUCCAUCCUUGCAUCAGCCUUGUUAGGUGAGGCUGGGGAGCUCCACCCUCUUGACAACCUUGCUCAACCAAUAAUGAUCUCCAGCCCAGCAUCUCACUGCAAGGCCAAUGACACUACAAGGUUGCUCAAGCCAGCAUCAUGAGCACUGCCACUCCUCCUGCCAACCCACUGCCUCCUCCCACAGCCUCUGUUGUCUCUCAGGAAGACUUCUGCAGUUGAAGGAAAACAUUAUUGAUAUUGUGACAAACUUUUGCUUAGAAGACAACAUUAGGUUUGUGAUGGUGGUGGCAGUGGUGAUGGUGAUGACAGCUGGUGGCAGUGUGUUCCAGAUCUUAACUCACACAGACUCUCCACAAGUGGAAGGGAUAUAAGAAGAGAGUCCUUUGGCAGUAUUUAGUUGCCCUGAACAUUUUUAGUUGCAUUAAUCUAUCUUCAAAGAUUUACAUUUCCAAGUAAUACUUGUUUGUCCCACAAAGUGAUACUUGAUGCUGUCUACAGCAAUAUAAUGUGAUAUGUUUCCUCCUUCAUCAUCAUAUCUCAUUUCACAUCAUAACAAGUGAUGAGUACUUGAGAAGUCACACUUAAACUUUCAGCCCAAAAAACUCAGGAAUGGCAACAUGCACAAGUGCUUUUGUUUCCUUUUGCCAGGGUCACAUGCCUGUGGCUGUGGCUCCUUAGGGCUGUCUCUCUAUAUCACAAGUCCACUUUCUUCCUACGAUGAACGGAUGUCAUUAAAGACAUUUGAAUUGAUUUACUUUGAAACAUUGCAGGAAUUUAAGCAUGAUUUUUUUUUUUUAUCAUUAUUUUUUUAUUAUUAUUUUUGUGUGUAUAGGUUCAGGAGAUUAUUUUGUGUGUGCAAUGAGGUGUCAGUUUGCAAUAAUCUUAUAAUGUCAAUUGGUUUUAGUUUAAAGUUAUGUUGUAGUUCAGUUAAUGAACUUUGAUGGCAGCCACAACCAGGAACUUGUGAGUCUGUGAUAAUUCUCCCCACCUGAGAGGAGUGUGUUCCCCUAAUGCAGUGCUCAGCCCGUGUUCAGGAGUCCUCAUUGAGAGGCUCAGGCAGGAUAAUUAGGUUGAAAGGUGCUUUCUAUUUCAGAAGGGAAGUCUCAGAAAGUUAUGGAAAUCUUACCUCAUGACACUUUUCUUAUUUAAUAGUAUGGUUUAAAGAAAUUGGGUAUGAAUUUUGGCAUGAAAACCAAAAAUUGUGGCGAUAACUUGUGUUCAGAUGAUGUAGAUGUGUGGACACCUGAUGGAAUGUUCAGGUGUGGGAUUGGGUGAGCAGCAAGACUAAUAGGCUUUUAAUCAUAAUUAUUUUUAUUAUUAAGGAUGACUUCAGUGCAGUUUAGAGAGGACCAACAGAGAUCAGAACCCCAAGCAGAAGCGUGAUUGAUCCCGAGCAGCAUGUACUGCCCUGACAAGAACUGUUCGUUGUAGUUCCUCAUUUUGAUACGGAAACUGUUUUAUGCAGUGGCUGUACUUCCUUUUAUUUGUUUGUCAACUCCUAGUAGUUAUUUUUAAAUUUUGUUUUGAUGGUUUUCAGGAAGAUUCUGAUGAUAGGUUUGCCCACAGUAUACACAGACUACCUCAGAUGAUUUUCAUAGUCUCCACUAGUAAUAUUGUCUCCCAUGUUUGUUUUGUGUUGUAAGUGUUGAGUCCUCACAUGGAAGGAGCACGAGUGUGUUGAUGCCAUGUCACAGCCACAGCAGGGCAGUGUGUCUUGCUGUGGCUACCAGGACACAGCCCCACUGCCUGCUAUAGGAUAUGGACUGCAUCCUGUUGUAGGAUGCCCAUUGUCUUGCCAUCAGUGUUGCAGGAUAUUUACAAUGCUCUGCUGUGGCUGCUGCAGGAUGAAUAAACACACACACACACACACACACACACACACACACACACACACACACACACACACACACACACACACACACACACACACACAGCCUCCUACAUUUGUACUGGACCUGCACACUCGAUGAAACCUUCAGGACGGUGCUUGGCCCUGGGCUGACAGAGGAGGAAGAAGAGAAGGAGCCAAGUAUCUGCUCAAAGACCUUUAAAGGAACUCAGUGUGGUUUCCAGCAACAUGAGAAAAGGCUUUUAUUUGUAGCUUCUCUUUACUGUAUGCAAAUGUAGAAAGACAGUCAGAUGACUACAGUCUGUUAUUAUGACUUUUCUCAUCACUUAAUAGCUAAUUUGACUGAUAUUUUUUAUGUUGUAGCUGCAUAUAUCCUGAGAUCAACUCUUGUAUAUGAUGACAAUGUGUGACAAUAUUCACAUGAAGGGUGUGUGUUUGUGAGUGUGCAUGUGUGCAUGUGUCCCUGUGGACCCUGACUGAGGUGUUCCUGCUGGAGGCUCAGGGUCAUGGUCCCGUGCAGCUUUGAGGGAGGGGCAGCCUGAGUCUUGAGUUUAUGAUGUACCUUUGUCUAUAUUAACUAAGAAAUAGCCUUCUUGGUUACAAAGGAAGUGGGAUUAUCCUCUGUGAGGUUACUUCCUAAGAGCAGACCUGUUGGUGUUAUGUUGGGUCUGAAGUAAAGGAUCUCCAUUACAACCCCCGGCCAGGAUGGUUCCAAGUGGCACUGUGCUGGCCGGGGCUCACUGAUUACUGUAGAUAUUAUCUGUAGUAGUGCUGCUCAUCAUGCUGUGAGGAUGCUGGUCACUGGGUGCAAUUGGAAAUUAAAUUUCAAAAAUUUGCAUGGGGAUAAAUUCUUAAAAUGUGCCUACAAUUUGUCCUUGAUAUUACUCAAGGUUGUUUUAUAAUCUGGUUUGUAUUGAGACCAGAACACAGAAUUUAAAAAAAAAUUAUAAAACAUUUUGAUUUUAUAGGCUACUUUUAUAUCAUAUGAAAGUAAUUUACAAUAUUAACAUAUCUACUGAAGUUCUGCAAAAUUCUUUGGAGGGGUUUGCAUCCUGGGCCUGGCUUGUGUGAGCUGAAGUGUGUAUAAAGGCAAGUUUUGUACGUUUUUACCAAAUGUAGUGAAAUGUUUUGGUGUGUCCACCUGCUGUGUUGCUCGGGAUUAGGUGUGCUGGGUCACCAACUUAUAGAGGAUUAAUACUCUAAGUCAUGAGCUCCAGCAUGUUGUUGAGUACCUCUAGACCUUUGUCUGAUCAUUGGUCCUGCAGUGACUCAGAAGAGCUGCUCGACAUAACGUUGCAGUUUUUGCUGCUGAUAGUUAGUGCAGUGGCCCUCACCUGCCUCACCUGUUGGCUGCAGGACUGUUGCUAUCACUUGAUGAGGUGCAGGUGUCAGCUUAACAGGAAGCACAUGUUGCUGAGGCUGAGAGCAUCUGUAAGAAAAUCAGCAAGAAGAAUGCCCUUGGCUGCACAUUGUGUGUGUGGUAUAAGGGUGUUGGCCUCCUUGGCGACAUGAGGUGUGAUGGUGGUAGCUGUUAAGGCAGUUGUCCAGCAUCUAGAGUGGCGCUCAGUGGUGUCAUGUUGCAAUAUUACUGGAAGGCAAGAAUGUUCAUUGCCUUAUAACAAUGUCUCGCCGAGCAUUUGUCAACUGAACAUUGUCAUAACUGCCUACAUUUUGGUGUAUUCUUUUAAGCAUUAUGCCCAUCUUGGUCAUACGUGAUAAUAAAAUAAUUUUUAUA